Messenger RNA from Epinephelus moara (kelp grouper), 1413 nucleotides. RefSeq names its product protein-lysine 6-oxidase-like. The transcript is spliced from 7 exons. Gene Ontology annotation, molecular function: copper ion binding; protein-lysine 6-oxidase activity. Gene Ontology annotation, biological process: peptidyl-lysine oxidation. The record is from RefSeq and is a predicted model, not a curated record. Bases 118 to 1278 code for a protein of 386 amino acids. Lineage: Eukaryota; Metazoa; Chordata; Actinopteri; Perciformes; Serranidae.
CAGUGGAGCUGCUGAGCUGUAACACUUGGGAGAAACUCUUGAGAUCCGCGGCUGUGCGCGCGGGGAAGAAGAAAAUCGUUUCUUCUUUAUUAAAAACACAUAAACUUAUAGUGAAUAAUGAAGGAACUGUGCUCUGAGGCCUUGCUGCUGUCCUUUGCACAUUUAUGUUUCCUCUGUAGUUUUCUGGACGGGGCUCGCGCUCAGGAGGCUGCAGGUGAUGGUGAUGGUGAUGCGCUCCGGCGGGGGUUGACAUGGCAACAUAACGGGCAGGUUUUUAGCAUCCUGAGCCGCGGCUCUCAGUACCGGCCGUCCAGCAGGAGGCAAAGCGGGUCGCCCCGCCGCGGUAACCCUGUGGUCGUCCUCAGCAGCAGCAACGACACGGUCUCCGCCGCGUCCCGGAGCUCCCCGCGGGUCCCCGCCACCAGCGACACUGCGCAAUUGCGCGCAAUGAUGCGCCAGCCGCGGCCUCAGGAGACAACGUCCGGCGGCGAAGGGGACUCUGCCCCGGUCCGACGGGAGGACAUGAUGGUCGGAGAUGAUCCGUACAACCCGUACAAACCCUCUAACUAUUACCCUUAUUAUAACUACUACAACUCGUACUACAGACCCAGACCCAGGACUCAGCCCCGGCACGGAUACGGAACCAGCUACCACCAGAACGGUCUCCCUGAUCUGGUUCCUGAUCCAUACUACAUCCAGAUCGGCACCUACGUCCAGAGGAUGCCCAUGUACAACCUGCGCUGUGCUGCCGAGGAGAACUGCCUCGCCUCCUCCUCCAGUUCCUCUCAGGAUUAUGACACCAGAGUUUUGUUGCGGUUUCCUCAGAGGGUGAAGAACCAGGGCACAGCAGACUUCCUGCCCAGUAAACCUCGAUAUGCGUGGGAGUGGCACAGCUGUCAUCAUCACUUCCACAGCAUGGACGAGUUCAGCCUGUACGAGCUGCUGGACGUCCACACUCAGAGGCAGGUAGCUGAGGGUCACAAGGCCAGCUUCUGUCUGGAGGACACUUCCUGUGACCCGGGAUACUACCGCCGCUUUGCCUGCACCUCACACACUCAGGGUUUGAGUCCGGGUUGUUACGACACCUACAACGCUGACAUCGACUGUCAGUGGAUUGACAUCACAGACGUCUCUCCUGGAAAAUACGUCCUCAAGGUGACGGUUAACCCUCGGCAGCAAGUUCCAGAGUCCAACUUUAACAACAACGUAGUUCGAUGUGAUGUCCAGUACACCGGCACCGCUGCUCACGUGUCUGGAUGCACCAUGACAUCCUACUGAGAGGAAUCCUGCAGUAUGAGCUUGAAGACGAACACAAACGGAGGAAAUGGGAAACGUUACAGAAGAAUGAAGCUUAAAGUUACACGUGACUUAACAAUUCAAUUAUAACCAGAUUAAAAACUGAUCAUUAAAAGU